AUGGGUCUCGCAUACAAUACCUACCUGAACGGCGGCAAGAUCUACGGCUGCAAGAACUGCAAGGCGCACCUGUCCAACCACGAAGACAUCAUAAGCAGAAACUUCCGCGGUCAGCAUGGUAAGGCGUAUCUCUUCAACAACGUGGUCAACAUCGACACCGGCGAGCCUAGCGAGCGUAACAUGACGACGGGCCGCCACAUCGUGCGCGACAUUGCCUGCAAGCAGUGCAAGGAGACGGUCGGCUGGAAGUACGACAAGGCGUACGAGAACAGCGAGAAGUACAAGGAGGGCAAGUUCAUCCUCGAGGCCGAGCUGCUCUGCAACGUCAGCUGA
Phaeoacremonium minimum UCRPA7 is the source of this 333-nucleotide messenger RNA. RefSeq names its product putative yippee zinc-binding protein moh1 protein. The coding region runs from base 1 to 333 and encodes 110 amino acids. The transcript has 2 exons. Lineage: Eukaryota; Fungi; Ascomycota; Sordariomycetes; Togniniales; Togniniaceae. The record is from RefSeq and is a predicted model, not a curated record. Gene Ontology annotation, cellular component: ubiquitin ligase complex.